AACCACCAAAUACAUCGCUGAACACUCGCUCAGGCUAACGGAUAUAGAGCAGCAGCUACAGGACUACACCCUGAAGACUAUGGGGCGCGUCGGCCUGAUGAUGGGGGCGCCUGAGGUCCUCCAGCUCACGGCCAACCUCAUCAGGGCCAUCGGCGGCAAGAGGGUGCUGGACAUCGGCAUGUUCACGGGCAGCAGCGCCCUCUCCGCGGCCCUGGCCCUGCCUGACGACGGACAGGUCUACGGCUUCGACAUCAGCGAGGAAUACGUCAAACACGGCUACCCAUUCUUCGAGAAGGCCGGAGUGAAGGAGAAGAUCAAGAUCCACUUCGGCCCCGCGAUGGACAACCUCCAGAAGCUCGUGGACGAUGGACAGUCAGGAACUUUUGACUUCGCCUUCAUCGACGCCGACAAGGAAAACUAUUGGGGCUACUACGAGCUGUGCCUGCUGCUUGUUAGGAGGGGAGGCAUCAUUGCGGUGGACAAUACAUUGUGGAGUGGCAGGGUGUUCGACACAUCACACACAGAUGAGUGCACGGUUGCCAUCAGGGAGUUCAACGAUAAAGUGCACCGCGAUUCCCGCGUACGCGUUUCAUUCCUGCCCAUAGGAGAUGGCCUCAGUCUCCUCUUCGUGCAGUGAAGAAAUAAUUAUUUACUGUGACGUAAAAAUGGGAUAAAACAUAAA
Molecule: messenger RNA, 682 nt
Organism: Hyalella azteca
Lineage: Eukaryota; Metazoa; Arthropoda; Malacostraca; Amphipoda; Hyalellidae
Product: probable caffeoyl-CoA O-methyltransferase 2
Exons: 5
Coding region: 80-637 (185 amino acids)
Molecular function (GO): O-methyltransferase activity; S-adenosylmethionine-dependent methyltransferase activity
Source: RefSeq, a predicted model, not a curated record